Molecule: messenger RNA, 692 nt
Organism: Pseudovirgaria hyperparasitica
Lineage: Eukaryota; Fungi; Ascomycota; Dothideomycetes; Acrospermales; Acrospermaceae
Exons: 2
Coding region: 9-692 (227 amino acids)
Source: RefSeq, a predicted model, not a curated record
GAGAAGUGAUGUCGAUAAGAGAGCACCCCGACGAGGCCAUUACUCGAGCCAGCGUAGAGCUUUCCAAAGCAAGCCUAUGUAUUCAAAAUUGUUGUACAUCAAUUCUCCAGUUGCUCACCAUUCGAAAAGAAGAGAAAAGAAGUCGAAUGCAAGUAGACCGAGAGAACCGACGCCGGAUGUUUUGGGCUGGAUUACUCAUGCAAGCCCUUGCCGUGUUGCCUGGCGAUACUGAUCUAGACAUGAAGAAUCUUUCCGAUAUCGAGGACGUUGUCUCUAUGUGUGCUAGCCUUGUCGCAAUCGACGCGGAAAGCGGCAUCGUUCGUCUUAUACAUUACACAACACAAGAGUAUUUUUCGUGGAUGCGAGAACGAUGGCUACCUGGCGCGCGAGUGGACAUAGCCACAACCUGUACAACGUAUCGGAUCUGUCUUUUCCAAGCUUUAGAAGUGGCAGCAGCGCGGACGACGCGCGCUUCGAAGCCAGGCAGAACAGAUACUUGUUUCUGGACUAUGCCGCGAAACACUGUGGGAGCCAUGUUGCAGAAGUUGAAGAAAAGAUUACCGACAAAGUAUGUGAUUUCCUGCAGAGCUCAGCCGCUGUACGGUCUGCUGCUCAAGUUCUAUGGAUCCCAAGCUUUCGCAUUCGUGGCCACAGCCAGGAAUACCCACGAGAAACCUCUGCAUUGCAUCUGA